AUGGAGAUCACCACUCCGGACAAAGGAGCCACAAAAGAGAACCUCUACAAGAAGGAGACAUCCGAUGAGCCGAUAGUCGACGAAGAUGAGCUCUCGCCGGUGGAAGAAGUCCGGCUCACGGUCCCCAACACCGACGACAAAUCCCUUCCGGUAUGGACUUUCCGCAUGUGGUUCCUUGGGCUGCUCUCUUGCGCCCUCCUCUCCUUCCUCAACCAGUUCUUCUCGUACCGGAAGGAGCCUCUUGUCGUCACGCAGAUCACCGUGCUCGUCGCCACCCUCCCCGUGGGGCGGUUCAUGGCGGCCGUCCUCCCCGAGACCAAAUUCCGUGUCCCGGGGCUCAAGUCCCGGGAGUUCUCCCUCAACCCUGGCCCUUUCAACGUGAAGGAGCAUGUUUUGAUAUCAAUAUUUGCUAAUGCGGGGAGUGCUUUUGGAAAUGGCUCGGCUUAUGCAGUUAUGAUUGUUGAUAUUAUUAAGGCCUUUUAUGGUAGGAAAAUUUCCUUCUUGUCUGGCUGGAUUCUCAUCAUAACCACGCAGGUUUUGGGAUAUGGUUGGGCUGGGCUUCUGAGGAAGUACGUGGUGGAACCGGCGCAUAUGUGGUGGCCUAGCACCCUUGUUCAGAUUUCCUUAUUCCGGACCCUACAUGAAAAGGAAGAAGAAGACAAGGACAACAAGCGCCGUAUUUCAAGAGCAAAAUUCUUUGUGAUUGCCUUAAUUUGUAGCUUCUGCUGGUAUGUGUUCCCGGGAUACCUCUUCCAAACCUUGCAAAGCAUCUCUUGGAUCUGUUGGGCCUUCCCUGAUUCAGUUACGGCCCACCAAAUUGGGUCAGGCCUAAAUGGGCUUGGAUUAGGAGCCUUGACACUGGACUGGUCCACAGUGGCGUCGUUCUUGUUCAGCCCACUAGUAUGCCCUUUCUUUGCCAUUGCAAAUGUGUUUGUGGGAUAUGUGCUGAUAAUAUACCUAGUGAUUCCCAUUUCGUAUUGGGGUUUGAAUGUGUUCGACGCCAAGACGUUUCCCAUAUUCUCCUCGGACUUGUUCACUGGGUCAGGUCAGUUGUACAAUGUGUCGUUGAUUGUUAAUAAGAAGUUUGAGCUGGAUCUUGAGCAGUACAAACAGCAAGGGAGGGUCCAUUUGAGCACUUUCUUUGCUUUGACCUAUGGCUUUGGAUUUGCUACUAUAGCCGCUACACUUACUCAUGUGGCCUUGUUCCAUGGAAGAGAGAUUUAUGAACGAUACAAAGCUUCUUUCAGAGGAAAGGAGGAUAUUCACACGAGAUUGAUGAAGAAGUACAAAGACAUACCUUCUUGGUGGUUUCAUUUGCUUCUGGCGGUGACUAUCACAGUCUCUCUAGCACUCUGCAUCUUCUUGAAAAAGGAGAUCCAGAUGCCAUGGUGGGGCCUUCUAUUUGCUGCAGCUCUUGCCUUCAUUUUCACCCUUCCCGUCAGCAUCAUAACUGCUACCACCAAUCAGACACCGGGGCUUAAUAUCAUCACGGAAUACAUAAUGGGAGUAAUACUGCCUGGAAGGCCGAUAGCCAAUGUAUGCUUCAAGACUUAUGGAUACAUGAGCAUGUCUCAAGCAAUCUCCUUCCUUGCUGAUUUCAAAUUAGGCCAUUACAUGAAGAUUCCUCCAAGGUCCAUGUUCCUAGUUCAGUUCAUAGGUACCAUGUUAGCCGGGACAAUAAACAUAAGCGUGGCAUGGUGGCUCCUCCACACCGUAGACAACAUCUGCCACGACGGGAACAACACCUGGUCGUGCCCCAGCGACAACGUCUUCUUCGACGCCUCCGUCAUCUGGGGCCUCGUCGGCCCGAGGCGCAUCUUCGGCUCCCGCGGAGAGUAUCCCUCACUCAACUGGUUCUUCCUCGGCGGAGUCCUGGGCCCACUCCUUGUCUGGCUCCUCCACAGGCUCUUCCCAAACCAGCAGUGGAUUCCCCUCGUCAACCUCCCCGUCCUCCUCGGCGCCACCGCCAACAUGCCGCCCGCCACGCCGCUCAAUUACACAUCGUGGAUCGCGGUGGGGACGGUCUUCAACUUCUUCGUUUUCAGGUACAGGAAGAGGUGGUGGCAGAGGUAUAACUACGUCCUGUCGGCGGCGUUGGACGGCGGCGUCGCCUUCAUGGCGGUGCUGCUUUACUUCUCUCUCGGAGUAGAGAAUAAGAGCUUGCACUGGUGGGGGUCUUACCCUGAUAGAGACACUGAGCAUUGUGCCCUCGCUACUUGCCCUACUGCAAAGGGUAUAUCGGUCGAUGGCUGCCCAAUAUUCUAG
Molecule: messenger RNA, 2265 nt
Organism: Morus notabilis
Lineage: Eukaryota; Viridiplantae; Streptophyta; Magnoliopsida; Rosales; Moraceae
Product: oligopeptide transporter 4
Exons: 6
Coding region: 1-2265 (754 amino acids)
Biological process (GO): transmembrane transport
Molecular function (GO): oligopeptide transmembrane transporter activity
Source: RefSeq, a predicted model, not a curated record